Penicillium chermesinum is the source of this 1347-nucleotide messenger RNA. RefSeq names its product adenosylhomocysteinase. Gene Ontology annotation, molecular function: adenosylhomocysteinase activity. Gene Ontology annotation, cellular component: cytosol. The transcript is spliced from 4 exons. Bases 1 to 1347 code for a protein of 448 amino acids. Gene Ontology annotation, biological process: L-methionine cycle. The record is from RefSeq and is a predicted model, not a curated record. NCBI's taxonomy places the organism in Eukaryota, Fungi, Ascomycota, Eurotiomycetes, Eurotiales, Aspergillaceae.
AUGGCUGCCCCCGCCCACACCUUCAAGGUCGCUGAUAUCUCCCUGGCUGCUUUUGGCCGUCGGGAGAUUGAGCUCUCCGAGGUUGAGAUGCCCGGUCUCAUGGCCAUCCGUACCAAGUACGGUGCUGACAAGCCCCUUGCUGGCGCCCGUAUCGCUGGUUGUCUGCACAUGACCAUCCAGACUGCCGUCCUUAUUGAGACCCUCGUCCACCUCGGUGCUGAGGUCACCUGGACCUCUUGCAACAUUUUCUCCACCCAGGACCACGCCGCCGCCGCCAUUGCUGCUGCCGGUGUCCCUGUCUUCGCCUGGAAGGGUGAGACCGAGGAGGAGUACCAGUGGUGUCUCGAGCAGCAGCUCGGUGCCUUCAAGGAUGGCAAGAAGCUCAACCUGAUCCUCGACGACGGUGGUGACCUGACUGCCCUUGUCCACUCCAAGUUCCCCGAGCAACUCGAGGGCUGCUACGGUGUCUCUGAGGAGACCACCACUGGUGUCCACCACCUGUACCGUAUGCUCAAGGAGGGCAAGUUGAAGGUCCCCGCCAUUAACGUCAACGACUGUGUCACCAAGUCCAAGUUCGACAACCUGUACGGUUGCCGUGAGUCCCUCAUUGAUGGUAUCAAGCGUGCCACCGAUGUUAUGAUCGCUGGUAAGAUCGCUGUUGUUGCCGGUUACGGUGACGUCGGUAAGGGUUGUGCCCAGGCCCUCCACUCCAUGGGUGCCCGCGUCCUCGUCACUGAGGUCGACCCCAUCAACGCCCUCCAGGCCGCCGUUCAGGGCUACCAGGUUACCACCAUGGAAGAGGCCGCUCCCAUUGGUCAGAUCUUCGUCACCACCACCGGUUGCCGUGAUAUCCUGGUUGGCCGCCACUUCGAAGCCAUGCGCAACGACGCCAUCGUCUGCAACAUUGGUCACUUCGACAUUGAGAUCGACGUUGCCUGGUUGAAGGCCAACGCUCAGUCCGUCCAGAACAUUAAGCCCCAGGUCGACCGCUACCUCCUGAACGGCAAGCACAUCAUCCUGCUCGCGGAGGGUCGUCUGGUCAACCUUGGCUGUGCCACUGGUCACUCUUCCUUCGUCAUGUCCUGCUCCUUCUCCAACCAGGUCCUUGCCCAGAUCUCUCUGUACAAGGCCGAGGACCAGGCUUUCGCCUCCAAGUACGUCGAGUUCGGCACCUCCGGCAAGAAGGCGGUCGGCGUCUACGUCCUCCCCAAGGAGCUCGACGAGCAAGUCGCUCUCCAGCACUUGGACCAUGUCAACGCCAAGCUUACCAAGCUCACUCCCGUCCAGGCCGAGUAUCUCGGCCUCGACGUCAACGGCCCCUUCAAGCCUGAGAUCUACCGCUACUAA